UGGAGUUGACGUCGGUUCUUGACUUCAAGCUCAUUGUCUUUCUUUGAUGCCACCUCUAUUUCUAGGGUUCAUUCCCGUUUCAGAAAAGAAAUUCCAGGGUUUUUACUAUAAAGUAUAAACCACGCACUCUGUUAUGAUAUGCUUUCAACUCAAUCUCACUCUGUAAUUCAAGGUUUCAUUUCUCUUCUCUUCCAUUUCUUAAUUUUGGGGUUUCUUCGCUCUUCUCUCUCUGUAACAAUUCUCAUGUCGUAGACUCUUUCUUUAGUGUGAAGCUCUGAUACUUUUUUGGAAUGGAAAUAUGAAAAUUCGCCAUUGAAUUUUAGUUUCCUCCUCACUAUUUGAUUAACCUUGGGUUUCUACUUUCUAUGUUACAAGAGUCGGAUAUCUCAUUUCUCUCUCUCUUUGAUGAAAACGGAGUAUCUGUGAGGAAAAGGCUGGAAUCUUACUCAGAGCUUCAAUGGAGUUCCAUUUUUAGGGCUAUCGGCCUUCCUCUUCAUACAAAAUCCUGUUGUUUUCUAUGUCUCUGUAUCUGUAACAAACUCAGGGUUUUCUCACAUUGAGUAAAGAUCAGAUCAUCCUCAUGGAUUCAGUCAAGGUUCUAAAUUUCAGAAUUCUCAGCUUUCCUCUCUGUAAAAGUUCUAGGGAAUCUGCUUCGUUUCAGGGAAGGUUCCUUACAGUUGCUCUUUUUCUUUGCCUGUUUUUCACUGUAACAUCUUCCUUUGAUCAAAACCUUUACAGUGAGCAUUGCAAAUCCUUACUCCCAUCAUCCGAACCACAUACCGAAUCAUUUUACCCCUCCUUUUCCCUUGACAUGAAUGAAGGAAUCUAUAUUGGAGGAGGAAAAAUUUUAGGGCAUGUUCCAUCAUCGUCCAUUGGAAACUGGGUCUCUUUCAGAGUCCACAGAUAUCAAAAUACAAGUGUAGAUGAUGUGAUAAAAAUCACUGGAAAUCUAAAAAUCCGAGGCUCUAAAAGCUACAAUUCGAGUUUUAGCAGAGGCCCUCACUUCCAUACCAGGUCCCCAAGGAAUAUUAGUCGGAGAGGCUUAUUAAACUUCGACCUCUCGGGGUUCUAUUCUCGCUCUUCAAAGACACUGUGCAUGAUUGGAUAUGGAUCUCCAUUAUUCGGAGGUAAAGAACUCCAUUUUUCAUCUGUGUUUAAGCUGAAUUAUCCAAAGAAUUGCACCGUCCUAAAUAGUUUUGUUAAUGGUUCAUUAGAGAUCAUGCAAAACAAAGAUUGGGUUAAAUAUUCGGAAUUGGUUUCUGUCCUUGCAAUUUCUUGUGGGGAAUCUGAUUAUGCAUAUACAAUGCUUGUGAAUGCUAAAGCCAUGUGCCCUGAAAAGAAACUAUAUGAGAUGCCUUUGUCUGAGGUGCACAUCCUUAACGAACCAAGUAUUUGUAGUUAUUUGUCUUGGGGUAUACAUGAUCUUCAAUUGGAAUAUGAUCCAGAUUGCAAAUCUGGGAGAUGUAGUCCUUUUGAUAGUCUAGGGUUUCUUCCGGAGCGAAUACGUUUUAAGAGCUUACAAUGCAGAGAAAGGGAAAGGGCCCAAUUUCUGUUUGGGUUUUCCAAUUACAGUGAUUUCGAUUAUUUCAAUACUCAUUAUCUGGUUCCAGAAACAACUUUACUUGGGGAGGGGAUGUGGGAUGCAAUGAAUGACCAGUUUUGCAUGGUUGGUUGCCGCCUGAUUAAUUAUAAUGGUUCUUUAGGAAAUGCAGCAAUGUGGGAUUGCUCCAUGGGUUUAAAAUUACAGUUCCCUACAACGUUGACUGUGAGGAAUAGGAAUGUUGUUCAGGGUCAUAUAUGGAGUAACAAUUCUGGGUAUUUCAAAAGCAUUAGAUUUUCAAAGCCCUUGGAUCCAAGGGGACUGAGAAUGUCAGGCAGAUGGAGUCAAAACUAUUCGUACACUGAGAUAGAACAUGUGAGAGAAUCAUGCAAGGCUCAUAAGGAGGGUCAUAAGAGCAUGGGAAGAAGGUAUCCCGAUGGUUCAUCUUUUCAAGACUUGAGAUUCGAUGCAACCAUAAAAAACUCUCAUGGAGAGCACAAUUGGGUAUAUUUCACUCCCUUAUUCCUUGGGGAGUCAAACCUUCAGCGCCCAAUGUAUGCUCUUCCUGAUGCAAGUGAAAUUCAUACUUCCAAGUCCAAUUACAGUCUGAACCAGCUGAAUGUGAGCUAUAGCAUUAGCUUUGCCAUGUCCCCUGAAUUCAGAUGGAAAGACUCAGAGUUUGUAGAAAUAGCAGCCGAAGGCAUAUAUGACCCUCAAACUGGAAUUUUGUGCAUGAUGGGCUGUCGUAAGUUGGGACCAGAGAAUGGUAAUUUGAAAAAUAUCAGCAUGGACUGUGAGAUUUACAUCCAUGUGCAAUUUUCUCCUUUGAAUCCUAAACUGGCCUCAGUCGAGCAUCGCAGUGGCACCAUAAAAAGCACAAGGAAAAAGAAGGAUCCUCUUUAUUUUGAGCCAUUAGAGCUGUCUUCGAGAAAUUUGUACCAUGAGCUGGCAAAGGAAUCAGUAUGGAGAAAGCAUUUGGAAGUCAUCAUGGUUCUGAUGUCUCUCUCGCUUGCAUCAAUAUUCAUAGUGUUGCAACUCUUAUAUGUUAAGAAGCACCCUGAUGUGCUUCCCUUUGCAUCAGUGUUGGUGCUCACAGUGCUUACUUUAGGGCACAUGAUCCCUCUGGUUCUGAACUUUGAAGCUUUCUUCUUGAACCCAAAUCGACAAAAUGUACUUAACUGGCGUGGUGGGUGGCUUGAAGUGAAUGAAGUGGUAGUCAGGCUCAUAACCAUGGUCGCAUUUCUCUUGCAAUUUCGGCUUCUCCAAGUGACCUGGUCUGCUAAGUCUUCUGCAGGUUUGGGAAAUAGCCCUUGGAUCUAUGAAAAGAAAGCUGCAUUUGUAUCCAUGGGCUUAUAUCUUGUGGGGGGUUUGGUUUCUUGCUUUUUCCAUUGGAAGGCAUCUUCGACUCAAGUGGUGGGACCUCGAUGGAGAAUGACAAUCCAUCGUUCUAUUUGGGAGGAUCUCAGAUCCUACUCGGGUUUGGUUCUUGAUGGCUUUCUUUUGCCUCAGGUCAUUCUAAAUUUUAUCUGGGACACUAAGGAGAGGGCUCUCUCUCCUUGGUUCUUUAUUGGAACCACCCUAGUCAGAUGUUUCCCUCAUGUAUAUGAUGCAUAUCGAGCAGUUCGGUAUGUGUAUCAGUCUUCUAAUUCCUACUUUUAUGCCAAUCCCUAUAAUGAUUUCUAUUCCACUGCAUGGGAUAUUGUGAUUCCUCUUGGUGGUUGUCUGCUUGCAAUCCUCGUCUUUUUGCAGCAAAGGUUUGGGGGUAGGUUCUUUCUCCCUCAAAGAUUCCGGAACCAUGUUGACUAUCAAAAGGUUUCUACAGUUGGGACAUGAGGCUUUGCUAGAAAGGGGCAUUUAUGGUGGUUUUUCCACCUUUCAAAAUUGGGACACACCUGAGCAGGAAACCUUCAUGGAAUGAUAAUGUUCAAUGGUUUUUAUUUGGGUUGGAUGUUUUUUUAACAUAAUGUGCUAUGAUUGAUGGGCUCUGAUAGGAAAUUUGAAGUUCUCUUCUAUAUAUUCUGCAUGUAAAAAUUUUGAUAUUUGAUGGGAUAGAUUAUAAAACGGUUUAGUUGU
Amborella trichopoda is the source of this 3613-nucleotide messenger RNA. RefSeq names its product DUF2921 family protein, putative (DUF2921). Gene Ontology annotation, cellular component: intracellular membrane-bounded organelle. The record is from RefSeq and is a predicted model, not a curated record. NCBI's taxonomy places the organism in Eukaryota, Viridiplantae, Streptophyta, Magnoliopsida, Amborellales, Amborellaceae.